AUGGGUAUUUUUCUUGCUAAACCCCUUCCAAAAUCUUGUUCAAUUUCACCAUGUGGUAAACAAGAACAGCAAGAGAAUCACAUGAAUUCACUGUCAAGGGUGUCUUUAAUAUCCGAAACCUUAGACACGGCUCAAACGGAUACUUCAUGGCAACCUUCCGUUAAAUCCUCUACUCUGAAACAGUUAACAGAGGAGAGGAUUAACAGAGGCGAUCAGCCGGAGGCGUCUGAUCUCGAUGAGUGUCGGCCAAGUAUUUCAUCGCGGGUAGGAUGGAUACCGGCUGGACUUGCUAACCUUGGUAACACAUGCUUUCUCAAUUCAAUCAUGCAAUGCUUCAAUCAUACAGUGCCUCUAGUCGAAGGUCUUUUUUCGUGCAGCCAUGCUUGUAAUGAUGGUCACAAUGGAUAUUGUGUUAUCUGCGCUUUCCGCUACCAGAUGCAACGUUCCUUGCGUUAUACUGGAAGAGUUAUCUCCCCUAUGAUCAUUGUGGAAAAUUUGAAUCACUUUUCUUCGAUGUUUCGAAGAUAUCAACAAGAGGAUGCCCAUGAGUUUAUGCAAUGUGUAUUAGAUAAACUUGAUUUAUGUUUUUUAGAUUUGAAGAAGAAUGAUCCAAAAUUUGAGGGCGAUAAUAUCGUAAAGAAAGUUUUUGGAGGUAGUUUGGUUAGCAAGCUUCGGUGUUGUAACUGUGGCUGCACGUCUGACAUUAAUGAGCCAUUGAUUGAUUUCAGUCUAGAAAUAGAAAAUGUAGAUACUCUUUCAAGUGCUUUAGAAUCUUUCACUAUGGUGGAACACAUUGACGCGAAGUUUAAAUGCGAGGGCUGCAACGAAGAAGUGUCUAUGGAGAAACAACUUAUGUUGGAUCAGACACCUUCGAUUGCUGCCUUCCACUUGAAGAGGUUUAAGACAGAUGGGGUUUUUGUUGAAAAGAUUGACAAGCAUAUCGAUUUCCAGUUGCAAUUGGACAUGCAGCCUUACACCAUUUCGAAUGAUGCAUCGUCUAAAUACUAUCUAUAUGCAGUUGUUGUCCAUACUGGAAUUUCAUCUACUUCAGGGCAUUAUUUCUGCUUCGUUCGCACUGCUCCGGAUACGUGGCAUAAAUUGGAUGACUCAAUGGUUACUAAGGUAUCUGAAGAGACUGUGCUGUCUCAGGAAGCAUACAUAUUGUUUUAUGCUCGACAAGGUACACCGUGGUUUUCAAAUUUUGCAGAAUCUACAAUUCCAAGCUUGAAUCUGAGUCGGAUGAAUACGUCCCCCAAGUCUGUUUUAGACAUAACUUAUGGCCAGGAUAAAUCAAUUUCAAUUUUAGAGCGUGAAAAUUUUGAAAGGAACGGGGCUGGUGAAUCUGGAGAAUCUUAUGAGAAGAAGUUUGAUUAUUCUUGUCCACAAAGCCGCAAGUUUCUUGAUAUAUUUCCUCGCCGUGAACAAUUUCCUGUCCGGCCAUCUAAUCGGAAAACUCCUAAUCAGAAAAUCCGAGUGCAGCAUUGGAAUUCUACCAGCUUAGCCUAUAUUGCAAAGCGUUGUAGAAGUUCGUAUGCUAAGAAUGUUGCUUCUGAUGGAAACAAACGCAGUUCGGAAAUUUAUGAUUUCACAGAGAAGGAUGAUUUCAAUCCUUUAACUACUUCCAACUCUCCUCCUUCUCAAACUCCGGAUAAGAGGUUCCAGAUUUCACGCGAUCAUACGAAGACAGAGAAGCAACGGAGUAGCAGUAAAAGAUCUUCCUAUUAUAAGUCAAAUGACAAUCCUCAAAAUAAAGCUGACAUUGCAUAUCUUAAGAAUAUGAAUGGUUCAAGAAGAGGUCGAUUUUUGGACUUAAUCGGUGCAUCCCCAGAAAACAAGAGAAAGAUGGAUUCGUCGCAGUCUGACAAAGGCAGCGACAGUGCUCCCAAGAAAUCAAGAUGGAAUUUUACUUUUAGUCUUAGCUUAACCAUUUUGAUUCUAUGUCUAAUUCUUUGCAUCAUUGAUGAAAUCUGUUGGAAGUAA
Messenger RNA from Medicago truncatula (barrel medic), 1980 nucleotides. RefSeq names its product ubiquitin carboxyl-terminal hydrolase 20. Gene Ontology annotation, molecular function: cysteine-type deubiquitinase activity. Gene Ontology annotation, cellular component: cytosol; nucleus. The transcript has a single exon. NCBI's taxonomy places the organism in Eukaryota, Viridiplantae, Streptophyta, Magnoliopsida, Fabales, Fabaceae. The coding region runs from base 1 to 1980 and encodes 659 amino acids. Gene Ontology annotation, biological process: protein deubiquitination. The record is from RefSeq and is a predicted model, not a curated record.